AUGGAUGACCUAGCUGCCGAAAUAGCUAAAGUCAAGCUGCAGUCAAUUCAGGUGCACCAGCUUUGCCUCGACAAGGCGGGCGUUGCAGCUCGUCUGGUUGAGCUGCGCAGCGAGCCCAUCGUGCCAUUGCUGCUCAACCAAAUCCUAGCGGUGCUGAGGAACGCUCAUCACGAGCAGCCAGCUAGCGCAAAGAAGCCCUUCAGGUUCAUGACACCCGAGCAAGACACCAGGCAGUUUUCAGACAGAGACCUUGCUAGGGAAUGGAUUCCGGGCCUUGCCGAGCAGUUCCCACUUCCGAGGCCUUCUACUGAGACUCCUGGGACUCCUGUUCCAAAGAAGGGGGAAGAAGAUGAAUGA
This is a messenger RNA of Parastagonospora nodorum SN15, 357 nucleotides long. RefSeq lists its product as hypothetical. The record is from RefSeq and is a predicted model, not a curated record. The transcript has 3 exons. The coding region runs from base 1 to 357 and encodes 118 amino acids. Lineage: Eukaryota; Fungi; Ascomycota; Dothideomycetes; Pleosporales; Phaeosphaeriaceae.